CGUCAUCCGACCAACCCAGCCAGGCCAGGCUAUCGCUCCGUCUUGCUCGCUCCGACAAACCUGCAACUCGUCCAGAAACCACAGAUCGCCCACAGCAUCCCGCAAUGGCACACAUAUUCACCCCAAUCAACCAGCUGAAGCUAACGAACGUCUCAAUCGUCCGUCUGAAAAAGGGCGGAAAGCGGUUCGAGAUCGCCUGCUACAAGAACAAGGUCAUGGAGUGGCGAAACAAAGUCGAGACAGACCUGGACGAAGUCAUCCAGAUCCAGAACGUCUUCACCAACGUCUCCAAGGGCCAAGUCGCAGCAAAGGAAGACCUGACAAAAGCAUUCAAGACCGAGGAUCUUGACGCCAUUAUUCUCGAGAUUCUGAAGAAGGGCGAGCUGCAGGUCGGCGAAAAAGAGCGCAGCAAUCAGAUCGAGACCAUGUACCGCGAUAUCGCAACAACCGUGGCCGAGAAAUGCAUCAACCCAGAGACCAAGCGGCCCUAUCCCGUCACCAUGAUUGAGAAGGCCAUGGCCGAUCUCCACUUCUCCGUCAACCCCAACCGCAGUGCGAAGCAGCAGGCUCUCGACGUCAUCCGCGAGCUCCAGCAAAAGGGCACCCUGCCGAUUGCCCGGGCUCAGAUGCGCCUGCGAAUUGCCAUCCCUGGAAAGGAUGGUAAGCGGCUCAAGGCCAAGAUGCAGCCGUUGUUUGCCAACACCGAGGACGAGGACUGGGGCGACGACUACGAAGUGAUCUGUUUGAUCGACCCUGGCAACUAUCGCCAGAUCAGCGAACUUGUAGACUCCGAAACCAAGGGGCGAGGUCGGGUCGAGGUGCUCAAUGUCAACGAUGUGACCGAGGGUGACGAGCGACUGGAGUAAAGGUUGGGGGGAGCAUUCUAUACUUCAUGUCUCCGUACAGGUCUCUCGCCAUCCGCUCCUGCGUUUCCAUCGCUCCCGGCUGAUGACAAGGAUAGUGAUGGAUUCCCGCACAUCCUGAGGUUGCCCACAUCGAGCAGAACCCACCCGCUCC
Molecule: messenger RNA, 1017 nt
Organism: Polychytrium aggregatum
Lineage: Eukaryota; Fungi; Chytridiomycota; Chytridiomycetes; Polychytriales
Product: SBDS protein C-terminal domain-containing protein
Exons: 5
Coding region: 105-866 (253 amino acids)
Biological process (GO): ribosome biogenesis; cytosolic ribosome assembly
Source: RefSeq, a predicted model, not a curated record